AUGGUUGACCCAGUAUUGCCAUUCCAGAAUGGUCAAUGUACUGUUACCAUAUCAGAAUGGUCAAUGUACUGUUACCAUAUCAGAAUGGUUGAUCCAGUAUUGCCAUUCCAGAAUGGUCAAUGUACUGUUACCAUAUCAGAAUUGUUGAUCCAACGAAAAUGGACGGCGGAGACCCGCAACGGAUCACAAUGGGAAGAUUGGUUAGAAGGAAUUGAAAGAGAAUUUAGAUACUUCAAGAUAACACAGCCUGAGGAUAAAAAGGAUGCACUUUUGAUUUAUGGAGGAAAGGAAUUAGUGAGUUUGGAAAAAAGUUUAAAGAAUGAUAUAACAGCUGGGACAGAUGAGUAUGAUGUAUUGAAAAAUAAGAUACAUAAAUAUUUUUUGCCAAAGAAGAAUAAACAUCAUUCAAGAUAUAUAUUUUCAAAAAUUAAGCCAGAGAGAGGAGAAAUGAUGGGUUGUUAUGCAUCUAGACGUAGAGAAAAAGCAAAUGAUUGUGAAUUUGGAAACACAACAGAAGAAAGAAUACUUGAACACUGUAUACAAAAUAUUGAAAAUAAAGAAUUGAUUAGAAAAGCCAUUAGUAAAAAUUGGGACUUGGAUAAAUUUAUUGAGGAAGCGGCACAUGUAGAAGACACAAAUCUUCAUCUGAAAGAAAUGAGGAAAGAAGAACAUAAUGUUGUAUAUAAAGUGCAGAACACAUUUGAAAGGAAAUUCGAAAGGAGACAAGACAGUAACAGACCAAGAAGAACAAUGGGAACAGAUAAUCAACGUUCACAAGAUUUGUGUAACUAUUGUGGAAUUCGUCAUGAAAGCAGAAGAUGUCCAGCAUAUGGAAAAGAUUGCAGGUUUUGUGGGAAAAAGAACCAUUUUGAAUCAAUGUGUAGAUUUAGGAACAAACAGGAUAGUAAAUAUAAUCCAAGUAAAGGAGGAAUGAUGCAGAACAUAAACAGAAAAAAUGUGAAAAAAACUGUUGAAGACAAUUUCAGUGAGGACUCCGAUCAGUAUGAGGAAGAUGAUUAUUUUGAUGAAUCUGUAAAAUAUGUUGCAAGGAUAGGAAAAGUGAAGUCAAUUUGUAGAAAAGGUCACAAUGAGAAAACUGUGAAGAUUCAUUUAGGAGAUGUAGAGAUGAAGGUUGAACCAGAUAGCGGUGCAGAUUUAUCUAAAAAUAAACUAAAAUUGGAGAAAAGUAAAACAGUACUUAGUACACUUCAAAAUUCACUUCCCGUCAAAGGAGAAUUUGAAACUAUCGUACGGAACGAGACAUGUGGAAUGGAAACAAAGUUUAUCGUUAUUCAAGGAAGAAUAAAUUCACCACCAUUGCUUAGUAGAGCAACACUUAAGGAAUUAGGAAUGAUGGAAAUAAAACCAGAUGUGUCAUUUGCAGAACCGAAUGAUCUUAAAGUAACAAACGAGAAAACUAACGAAGGUGCUGAUGUGAUACUUGUAACUGAAAAUGGGAAAAUAGAAAUGACUCAAAUAUUGAACGAAUUUGAAAGUAUUUUUGAAGAGAUUGGUAAAAUAAGAGACUAUAGAAAUGACAGUGAAUUAUACGUUAAGUUCAGCAUGAAACCAGGAAUAGCACCAAUUGCUCAAAAACCAAGACAAGUUCCAUAUUACUUGCAAGUACCACUUAAACAAUGGUUGGAAGAGGGAGUUAAAUCAGCUAUAUUCGAAGAAGUGCCAUCAGGAACACCUGUGCAGUGGUGUUCUCCAUUAGUUGUAUUACCAAACCCCAAGUUCAGUGAAGUUGAUAAGGACAAAUUAGAACCGCAUAUGAUAAGAGCAUGUGUCGACAUGAGGAUACCGAACAAAUUCAUGGAAAGGAACAGGAUAAUCCAGAGCCCAGUUGUAGAAGAUUUCAUAUACAAAUUCCAUAAAUGUAAAGUAUUUUCGAAGAUGGAUUUAAGACAAGGAUAUCAUCAACUUAUGUUGGAUCCAGAAUCCAGAGAAAUUGCAACUUUCAGUACACCUUGGGGAAACAUGAGACCAAAAAGAAUAAUAUUUGGAGCAAAGUGCUCACAAGAUUUAUUUGACGAACAAAUGUACAGAAUAUUUGGAGACAUACCAAAUUGUUUGAAUCAAAAUGAUGAUAUACUUAUAGGGGGUGUCAACACAGAGGAACAUCACAAAACACUGAGAGAAGUAUUAAAAAGAGCAAAAGAUUUUGGAAUAACAAUAAAUAGAGAAAAAUGUGAAUUUAGAGUUAAUGAGUUAGAAGUUAGAAUGGAUAUAAAUUUACAAAGGAUGGAUUGA
This is a messenger RNA of Mytilus trossulus (common blue mussel), 2253 nucleotides long. RefSeq lists its product as uncharacterized. The transcript has 3 exons. The record is from RefSeq and is a predicted model, not a curated record. Lineage: Eukaryota; Metazoa; Mollusca; Bivalvia; Mytilida; Mytilidae. Bases 1 to 2253 code for a protein of 750 amino acids.